Messenger RNA from Babjeviella inositovora NRRL Y-12698, 496 nucleotides. RefSeq lists its product as uncharacterized. Lineage: Eukaryota; Fungi; Ascomycota; Pichiomycetes; Serinales. The record is from RefSeq and is a predicted model, not a curated record. Bases 77 to 337 code for a protein of 86 amino acids. The transcript has a single exon.
UGACCAGAGAGUGGAGUAGGAUUGUUAUUCCAAACCUAUCUGCAUGCACAAGAGUGGGUAGCUCUGCGGAUCAAUUAUGCAGCCGACCUCUGCCAAAAACUUAAUUUUCUGUGAGGAGAAGCCUAAUUGGGAAGGGCCCCCGAAUCACGUACAUCAUAUUGUAGCGUGCUGCCGCACGGCUGCAUACAACCACCCACCCGCUUGUGCGGUCUUUUUUUUUUUCCGGAACCGUAUCCCGGAUAAUUUGAACUCUAAAAUCUGGCCAGCCAAUCGGAGGAGAGAAGUUUCUCACUUGCCAGAUACAGCAACAUGUGUACUGCAUCGGGUAUAUGUUUAGGUGUGAAUUCUCUUGCAAGAUUGGAACCCGGGCGCUCUUGGCAGCGAAUCCUAUUCGUGGGAUAGGCCAGCCGGAGAAAGCUGUCGCAAAAAAAGAAACCAAACAGAGCCAUGUUUACGUUGCAAUACCGGGGCUUUGUCCCAGUAUCGAGGGGAAGCG